This is a messenger RNA of Nilaparvata lugens (brown planthopper), 717 nucleotides long. RefSeq names its product elongator complex protein 6. The transcript has a single exon. Gene Ontology annotation, cellular component: elongator holoenzyme complex. NCBI's taxonomy places the organism in Eukaryota, Metazoa, Arthropoda, Insecta, Hemiptera, Delphacidae. Gene Ontology annotation, biological process: tRNA wobble uridine modification. The coding region runs from base 1 to 717 and encodes 238 amino acids. The record is from RefSeq and is a predicted model, not a curated record.
AUGGCGUCAAAUGUGAUCAUUCCCCUGGGACUGGACAAAGAAAAUCUGGACCAAAAACUGGUGUUUGUGAUCGAGCGUCACGGAUCCCACGCCUGUUUCAUGCUGUCCAGUCUCAUCUCUCUCGGCCUCCAAUCCGAAGCCGCCAUCUUGUUACUUUCACUCCAUCACCGCGAAAAACACUACGAAAAGAUCUGCUCGCGCCUCGGCAUCAAUUUGACACUAGAAAAACAACGAGGGAGGUUUGUGGGGUGCUAUCCCGACAUGCACAACGCCGCCGGUGAGACUAUGAAGACCGUUUUGAAGAGAACGUUUCUAAAACUGAAAAACGAUCUAGAAACGUUGAAAAAGUUGAAGAACCGUGUGUUUUUGAUCGUGGAUGAUAUCAGUGACCUGUUACUUGUAGGGUGUGAGUUGAGGGAUGUGACGAUUUUUGCUCAAAGCUGUAGGAGUUUGAUGGGGGAGGGGGUGACUCUUGUAUUGGGUUCUCACAUGAGUAAAGAGGACAAGCAGCAGCAUAUUUUGUUUGAGAUGUUUCGUCGUCUGUCGGACAUUGCUCUAGAGAUACACGCGUUUGAAUCCAUGCGCACAUUUAAUGGUGCGCUGAGAAUUAUGCGCAAGAAAAUGCAGGCGGGAGUUGUGAAAAUUUCGUCGGAUUUCCAUCAUUUUAAGAUCACGGAUAAUCGGAUUGUCUUGUUUUCACCCGGAUUUACUUUUUAA